Messenger RNA from Prosopis cineraria, 2097 nucleotides. RefSeq lists its product as uncharacterized. The record is from RefSeq and is a predicted model, not a curated record. The transcript has 2 exons. NCBI's taxonomy places the organism in Eukaryota, Viridiplantae, Streptophyta, Magnoliopsida, Fabales, Fabaceae. The coding region runs from base 594 to 1892 and encodes 432 amino acids.
UCAAAACCACAACUCUCACAUACUUUGACCACUAGGAUCUUACUAUCACUGCCCCACCCUGAUCUUUCCUUUCUGGAUCAUCCCAUUAGCAGUAGAAGCAGUCUCUCACUUUUUAAACAAGAAAAACACCACCGAACCACCCCUUUCUUCCUCCUCCUACCUCUCUCGUCUUCGCUUGAAACCCUAAUACACACAGGCCUUCUCUUUUGCUCUCUCUCUUUCUCUCUGUGCAACUGCGAGUGUGUAUAUAUAUAUAUAUAUAUAUAUUUUCAAUUCAUGAUCCGUGUUCUCUUGUGCACGUAUAUUUGUUGUUGUUCUGCUGCUCUGAGACAGAUAAAGAUUGAGCGAGGGAAGAAGUAUGGUGGGUUGCGGAUCAGAGGAUUAAAGACCUGGGUCGUACUUUCUGAGACGCGUUUUCUUCCAGCGAAAUCAGAAACAUGUGUUUCCUUUUCUUCUCUUCGGCCCAUACCUCAUUCUGUGUCGUCCUCUUAAAUGGGUAUGUCUAAGAAAGCAAAUCUCUCUGCGCUAUUCCCAUCUCUCUACCCCUCACGUCUUUCCAUUUUCGGCUCCCUCUCUCCUUCUUUCCUCCUCUCAUGGAUUCGGCUAACAGUACUGGGAGCUUGCAGUCCUCCAGCGGCGGUGACGACGAGUACGAUUCACGCGCCGAAUCCAUCUCCGCCUUCUUCAACCACCCAAACCCACCCAUCCACGUUGCUUCUACACACUCAAACCCACCGUCUUUCUUCGAUCCUUCGUCCAAUUACUUAGAUCCGAUUCAAACAUCACCGUCGCUUUCCGGCUUCGAUAUGAUGUGGUCCAAACCAGCUAGAUCCGACCCAAAUCGCUCCGAUCUCGGUGGCUUCAAUCCUCCUUCUUCCUCGAACCAACCUUUUUUCUCAGGUCAGUUGGGCGGUCAAACCACUCAGCACCCUCUUGUUCCAGAAAGCUCAUCGCGAGGAUUGGUUUCUGUAUCCGGAGGCGGCGCGAACGAUCCAUCCGGCAACAACAACGUUGCUCGGAACCCGAAGAAGCGAUCGAGAGCGUCGCGUCGUGCACCCACGACAGUGCUAACGACGGACACCACCAAUUUCAGAGCCAUGGUUCAGGAAUUCACUGGUAUUCCGGCACCACCUUUCUCUUCAUCACCUUUCCAAAGAAGUCGCUUGGAUCUCCUCGGUUCUCACGCCACCGUAAGAUCUCCUCCGCCACCUACUUAUAAUCUUCUGCGACCUUUUCCCCAGAAGCCUCCGUCUUAUCAGCCAUUCUUGUCGUCACUUCCGGCAUUUCCAUCAUCGCCGGUGGACCAAUUAGCGUCUUCUUCAACUAAUUCUACCACUAAUUCAAACCCCAUUCUCUACUCACUUUCUUCUGAUCUAGGCCUUCUCAAGCAGCCUGGUCUCAACGUCAAUACACAGAACCCAAUACUCAACUUCCCAACCAUCCAGCUCGGAAGUUCUUCCGGUAUUCUCGCCUCUAAAACUCAAGCUGCUCUGGGAAUUCCGGCCACUAGUGCUGGUGAUAAUUCGCAUCUCAAAAUGGGCGUGUUGGAGGAAUUCGGAUUGAACCAUGUGGAUGUUAACACUGACAUGAGUGGCCUUCAUCAUCAUCAUCAGCAGCAGCAUCAUCAGAAUAUGGUUUCUUCAUCAUCGGAUUGGACCGAGAGAAGGGGCACGAACAAUGGUGGCGAUCAUGGAGUCAUGAGGUCUGCGAGUGGCAACUUGGGAGAUUCAUCAGAGCGAGACAUAAAUGGGAAAGUGACGAACUACUCACCGGCUGGUUCGUCAGAUUUUCAUGGAGAGAAGACGACGGAUCAGUGUGUGGCUGCAAGAAGCGAAGAGUCAUCUAAAGGAAGAACGGAUGGUGGUGCAACGCCAAUGCAUGAAGACCCAUGAAUCUUUUGGUACCCUCUCUUUUUAACCAUGACCAUCAGUUUAAUCAAACCAUGUCUUUAUUUUUAUUUUUUCAAACUUUAAUUUGUCCUUUUGGUCCCUUCAAAAUUAUGUGUAAAUAAUAGCAGCAGCUAGCCCUUCUGAUCUCUUCGGCCAUUAAUCAACCAAUUAUCAUGGUGGUUUAUUAUUCUGAAUAUGCUUUUCUUAC